UAAUGAUCCUCGCACACUUGUGAUCUAUGACUCUAUUGCUUAAUGGAAGUAAUCAGUCCUUCGUUUUACCUUCCACAGUGACUUAUACAUGCAGACUUCUCUAUACCAAAUAGUCAAUCCUCUUCCAAUACACCUCCGAGGCUUUUGGAAUUAUACCAAAAAAAAAAAAGCCCAUCGCCUAUCUCCCAUCCAGCAAAUUUCCACACCAAUUCCAAACAACAAAGAACCAAAUCCACACACCCCAAGAUAUCCAGCACAAAACCACCAAUUUUCUCUGCAGCAAAAAUGCUUCAGACAUCCCGAUUUGAACUCUCAAGACUCGAAUGGCUCAACAAAAGAGGAUGGAAAAACUUUCAGGAUUUCAUGGUGACUUAUGGUUAUGAUGCUAUGAGUGCAGCGGACCACAUGAAAGCAGAAGAAGUGCUCUGUGAUUAUAGAAGUAGUGAUCCAUUUGCAAAUAGGGAAGAAAUUGAUGCGGGAAAUGAUGAGGACGGGGAAUUGGAGGAACUUGAGGAGUUGGAGGAGGGUGGUGAUGAAAUGGUUGGAAUGGUUGGGUUAGAUGAGGGAAAAGACGGAGAGAAGCAAGAGAUAAUUAGUGAUGCCAUGAUCGAUGUUAAGGAUGUAUUGGAGGGCUCUCAUGAUGGUGGCGAUGGAAUGGAGGAUAAUAAUGAGCGGGAAUACGAAGAAGAAGAAAGAGACGAAAUCCUCGAUUUAAUGACCGAUGAUGACCACGACGAUGACUUGGAAGACUGCAAUGAAGAUGACCGCCCCGAUGGCACAGAGAGAGACAUCGUGGAGCUCCAUAUCUCAGCUCCCGAACAAGAAAGACUCGAAUCAAUCUACGGAAUCCGCUGCGAAAACGAAGGAAUCCAAGAGUGGCUCAUCGGUCACGGAUGGUCCCGCCUUGAAGACUAUAUGGAGUAUCUUGGGAUGAAUCACGGGAAUGAUAAUGACGUGGAACCUGUCGGUAAUUCAAUCAAGGGGGAGAUGAGACUUGAAGUAGGAGAUAUUCGUGCUGGUAUCGAGGAGGAUACUGAAGAAAUGGACAUGGAAGAUGAUACUAGACACGAGAAUGAGCGUAACGCGGACAGAGAAGAUUUUAUCAGCGAAAGAAUGAUCGAUGAAGAGGACUUUCCACGACGUAAGGAAUCUUCCAAUUUCGACGGAGGAAAUCUUACAGCAAAUCUCCUCAUGACAGAUAUUGCAGGGCAAAUUAGAAAUAGCCAAGAAAUCGAAGGUUGGCUUAUUGAGCAAGGAUACCCUAAUUUGUUUUGGUUUAUGUUAGGCCAUGGGUUAGAUUUCUAUGAUGAUGAACUUAUUUGUGUGGUCGGUAGUCAGAUUAAGACGAUUGUUGAGAAUGGGAUUCAAAAUGGAUUGGAAGUUUUGGAACAAGGUUUUAAGGGAUUGAAUGCGGGCGACAACCAAAAUUGAAAAUGGAAUAUAAAACGAGACUCUGGAAGUGCGCUGCAAUGCAGCUAGGGGCAGGCGACGCAGGCGACAGAGAAACGAAUCGAAAAUUACUACAGGGCCGUGCGAGGAGAUGCUCUGGGA
This is a messenger RNA of Sclerotinia trifoliorum, 1551 nucleotides long. Lineage: Eukaryota; Fungi; Ascomycota; Leotiomycetes; Helotiales; Sclerotiniaceae. The record is from the annotation of a GenBank genome assembly.